Balaenoptera acutorostrata (minke whale) is the source of this 6386-nucleotide messenger RNA. It is a transcript of the gene MAP7, whose product is annotated as microtubule associated protein 7. Lineage: Eukaryota; Metazoa; Chordata; Mammalia; Artiodactyla; Balaenopteridae. Gene Ontology annotation, biological process: microtubule cytoskeleton organization. The record is from RefSeq and is a predicted model, not a curated record. The coding region runs from base 192 to 2507 and encodes 771 amino acids. Gene Ontology annotation, cellular component: microtubule cytoskeleton. The transcript has 19 exons.
GGAGCUGCUCCCAGCCCUCCUUGAUUAGGCUGUGUCAGGGUUGUCAGGGCAACUGUUAACGGCAGCAUCUCCUAUUUUUCCCUCUGUGCUGUGUGUGCUGAAUAUUUUACUGUGCGGUAGCAGGAAAAGAAGAUUGGGAAAAGGUGCCGCAGCAGGAAGGAGAAGCUGGGAUCUGAUCGAGCAGCAGCGGUAUGCCUGGAUCAGCUACAGCUUUCCGACAAGAGAGACUGAAGAAGACCAAUGCAAGGCCAGUCCCCCUUGGUUUAUUCACCAUUAAUGAGGAAGAUGAACAGCAAAAGAAUGGAAAUUCCAGAAGACCAAAAGCGCCUGAUGGCAACAAAGUGCAAGAUAAGAAAACCGCGGCCUCCAACCGGCCUUCUUCUGCUAUUUCAGGACAAAAUAGCAACCACACAGGAAAUAAACCAGACCCUCCACCAGUGCUGCGCGUUGAUGACCGGCAGCGGCUGGCGAGGGAGCGACGUGAGGAGCGGGAGAAGCAGCUAGCUGCAAGAGAAAUAAUCUGGUUAGAGAGAGAAGAGCGGGCCAGGCAGCACUACGAAAAGCACCUGGAGGAGAGGAAGAAGAAGUUAGAAGAGCAGAGGCUGAAGGAGGAACGUAGGAGAGCUGCUGUGGAGGAGAAGCGAAGGCAGAGGCUCGAGGAGGACAAGGAACGCCAUGAAGCCGUUGUACGACGUACAAUGGAAAGGAGCCAGAAGCCAAAACAGAAGCAUAACCGGUGGUCAUGGGGAGGUCCUCUCCACGGGAGCCCCAGUAUCCACAGCGCAGAUCCAGACAGGCGGUCAGUUUCCACCAUGAAUCUUUCGAAACAUGUUGAUCCCGUCAUUAGCAAGCGGCUCUCCUCUUCAUCUGCAACUUUACUAAAUUCUCCAGAUAGAGCUCGCCGCCUGCAGCUCAGCCCAUGGGAGAGCAGCGUGGUUAACAGAUUGCUGACGCCCACACAUUCGUUCCUGGCCAGAAGUAAAAGCACAGCUGCCUUGUCUGGAGAUACAGUUAUCCCCAUGUGUCCUCGUUCAGCAUCUUGCAGCCCCAUCAACAUCAUGCCCUACAAAGCUGCACACUCUAGAAAUCCGAUGGAGCGACCAAAAUUCUUUGUAACACCACCGGAGGGCUCCACGCGAAGGAGGACUGUUCACGGCACAGCGGGCUAUAAAAGAGAGAGGGAGAGAGAAAACAUACCCUUCCACCUCACACCCGGCAUCCGAAGGGCUCUAUCUCCAUCUCAUCCCAAAGCCAGAUCACCAGCUUCCUCCCGACUUUGGCUCCCAUCCAAGUCCUUUCCCCAUUUGCCUGGCACCCCCAGACCAGCAUCCUCCAUGCAUCCUGGACCAGUCAAACCUGCCCCUGCUCAGGUCCGGCCCCCCUCGCCCGGCAACAUCCGCCCCAUCAAGAGAGAAGUCAGAGUGGAACCUGAGAGAAAAGACCCUGAGAAGGAACCUCAGAAAGUUGCCAGUGAGCCCUCACUAAAGGGCAGGGCACUUUUGGUGAAGGUAGAAGAAGCCACAGUUGAAGAGGGGACACCUGUCGAACCAGAGGUUGCUCCUGCUGCUCCGGAGGCAGCCUCAGCGCCAGCCUCCGCUCCAGCCUCCGCUCCAGCCUCCACUCCGGCCCCGUCAUCCACUGUGACUGCCAGUGCUUCUCUGAAGACCUCUGCGGGCACCACUGACCCAGAAGAGGCCACGAGGCUGCUAGCUGAGAAGAGGCGGCUGGCCCGAGAGCAGAGGGAGAAGGAGGAAAGGGAGAAGAGGGAGAUGGAAGAGCUCGAAAGACAAAAGCGAGAAGAAUUGGCCCAAAGGGUGGCUGAAGAGAGAACCCGCCGAGAGGAGGAGGCCCGCCAGCUGGAAGCUCAGCAAGCCAGGGAGAGGGAAGAGCAGCUGCGGCGGCAGGAGGAGGGGCGGGUCCGGCGCGAGCGGGAGGAGAUGGAGCGCAUCCAGAAACAGAAAGAAGAAGAAGCUCGUGUUCGGGAAGAAGCAGAGAGGGUCCGGCAGGAACGGGAGAAGCAUUUCCAGAGAGAAGAGCAGGAGCGCCUGGAGAGGAAGAAGCGACUUGAGGAGAUAAUGAAAAGAACCAGAAGAACAGAAGCUUCAGAUAAGAAAACGGUUGAUCAGAGAAAUGGAGAUAUAACCAAGGGAGCGCUCAUUAGAGGAGCAGCGGUGUCUGCACUUCCAAAUAUGACAAACUCUCCAGGACAAGGAGAACCAGUAGCCAGCCCCCAUGUGGUUACCUCACCCCAAUCAGAAGUGACUGUGGAGAGUACUCCCAAUUUGGAAAAACAACCAAAUGAAAAUGGAAUAUCAGUUCAGAAUGAAAAUUUUGAAGAAAUUAUAAAUUUACCCGUUGGAUCUAAACCACCCAGAUUAGAUGUCACCAACAGCGAGAGUCCAGACAUUCCUUUGAAUCCUAUUUUGGCCUUUGGUGAUGAAGGGACACUUGGGCCCCUGCCUCAGGUAGAUGGUGUUCAAACACAACAGACAGCAGAAGUUAUAUGAGCAUUUCUUCUGAAGAACCAAAGCAGAAAUUUAAUAAGAAUUUCUACAAUUAAUGGAAUUCCUUCCAUGCUACAAAGGAGCAUCUCCCCUUCCUCCAGUUUUCUAAAGAUUUCUUGACCAUCAUUUUGAAAAGACUUUAUUAAAACCAGCUAAAGACAAUAGACUGGAUAGCUUUUCUAAUAAUUUUCGCCAAUAGAGAAAAAGAAAUCCUCCCUUGUUCUUCAGUACUUUAAAAUGGCUUUUUCCAGUGUGCUCCUUCUUAGGAAAUCAGUAUUUUUCUGCAUUCUCUAAAAGAUGAGAGCAUUUGGCUGUAAAAGAAAUGGGCCGAGUAGGCAUGAUUUUUCACAUAGAUAUUUUGGACUUUAAAAGCUAACAUGUAAAAUUGGCACAAAAAUUUUUACCUUUUACAGUGUAAUACUUGAAAUAUGAGUACCUCUUGGUUCAACAAGUAGAGUGAAUAGGAGAGAUGUUUAAAUGAAGCCUGUUUGUUUAAAUAUUAUUUAAUAGAGCGAAGAGCUCUAUUUGUAGAGGCAGAUUACCAGGUUCUUGUAAAUGCAGCUUGUACAUGGACAUUCUGCAAACCCCACUGUCCCGUUCUUCUUGCAUCUCCUUUUGCAAAACAUACUCAACAAUUUUAAAAUGUGAAAAAAAAAAACAUUAUUUUUUCAGAGCAAGAAAAUAAUUUACUGUCCUCUUAAAUAAUGUAUUUAUAAAGUUUUUUCAGAUAAACUAAUCAAAUAAAUUAGAACAAUGUGACAACAUUGCAGAAUUUGAUUUAUGAGAUGCAUUCCUUAUGUUACCAUGAGAGAAUGUUGUUGAUGAUUCAGGGCUAUUUCUGAAGUCUGUUUAUUGCUGCUGUCCCCAGUGAUGAUGGGACUUACCUUUGCCUUACCUGAUCACAAAUUAUUUGGAGGUGGGGGAGAAUAAAGAUUUAAUAUUUCUUUAAAUAAAAAAGAGAAUUUGGUUUUGCUCGUUUAAGAGCAAUGAAAAAAUGAUGGCAUGUGGACUGCGUUUGGCACCCAGGACACUGCAGGAUGAGACCUUCAUGAAGGUCCUUGUUCUGCGGGGCACCCAUCAGCUUUCACCCUUCAUCCUUCUUCGCUUUCGCUGCUGAGCUUGGCUGUACAGACUUGCACUUUCAUUUGAUCAUAUAAAUUCAAUUUUAUUUUACCAUUUGAGAGACUACUAAUAACUAAAUACUGAAGGAGAGAGAACACUGAGGGAACGCAUUUUUUUAUUAUGGAGUGUUUAAAAAAGGUAAACUUCUGCCCCUAGAAUGUGUUUUUAUUAAAAGUGGGAUUGAUUAGAUUGAAUGAGGGGCUGUUCAUUUAUUGGACCAUUUCCUUAAAAUCCAAGCAUACCGUCUUUAGUAACAGCUGUAAUUUGUUAAAAACAUUAAUUUGGGGUUUUUCCCUAUUCUCAGUUGUCCAUGUACACAUAGUCAUAUUAAAAGAAAAAUCUGUUCAACCAAAUUGUUUUUUUUUUUUAAUCGACCUAGCAUGAAACACCAAAUAAAAUGUGUUUAACAUAUUUUUACUUUUAGGUUUCUCAUAUGUUAUAACUUCACUUAGGUUGAUUCUUGAGUUUUCAAAUUGUUCUUCAUUUAACCUCAACCAGCUUCCUCUGAACAGGCAUACAGAAUAGGUUGAUUUCAAAUUUAGAGCAGGAGUUCUGUUUUGGCUAGGUUUUCCUUUUUUCAUUUAUAUUUAACUUAAGCAAUCAUUAGCAAACUGAAUGCCUCUACGUAAUCAAGUUUUAAUUAGAAGUGGUAGAAAAUUGUUAACUCUGUUUUGUUAACUACACUGCCAGAGGAUGACCUUGACCUUUACAAUGGCUAGAAUGCUUUCUGUCCAGCCCUUGAAGAUCAGUAUUCACCUGCUGAUCUUAAAGAGAUCCUCAGUAGGCACUACAUUAAAGGAAGGUCUCAGGGAUCAAAUAUGACCCUCUCCACGGAAUGAGGGUGCAUGGGCUUUUAGUUUCCUUUUCCACAACAUUGCAGUCUGUUUUAGGCCAAUUUAAUCACCAGUCACAAGUUCAUUUGGUAGAUACCUUCCAGUAAAAGCUGGCAGCUAAGGCUAUAUGUUUCCUCCUGCAUAACAUCACUACCUGGUGGUAUAUUAUGAUAAAAGCAAAUCUAAAACAGAGUUUUAAGGGGAGAAUGAGGGAAUAAGGAGGCUGAGGAGGCUCUCAGUAGAGCCAGAGAGGUGAAAAACUACAGAAAGCUGGAAGAGAGGCGCUGGUCCAUGAGAAACUCAUCUGGGUUUGUUGUCUUAUCAAAGUUGGGCUCCUACCGUCUUGCAGAGGGUGGGAGAUGGGGCCCUGUCUUCAGGUGUUGGCUGGAACAGUGUUUCUCAUCCCUGCCUUUGCUCAUGCUGUUCCCUCUGCUAAUAAUACUCUCCACUUCAUAUGAAUGUUUGGAGGAUUCCAUGAGGUCUAGCAUAUAAAGAUCUUAGCACCAUGCUUAACCCAUAGUAAGCAUUCCGUAUUUAUUAACUAAAUAAAAAGACUCAUCCUUCAAUAUUCAGCUUGUGUUUCUCCCUCCAAGAAACCUACUUUCCUCCCAGAGUCUCACUCUAGGUUAGGUUCCCUUCCUCUUUUCUAAUGCUAACUCUCUGAAUAUGCCUCUAUCAUUGUGCUUGCCACAAUCUAUUACAUUUAUAUUCAUGAUUCUCUCCCCCACUAGACUGAAUCCUUGAGGGGGAAGACUUUUAUUCAUCUUUGUACAGUAUUCCCAAAUGUCCAGUGUGGUAGCUGGUACCCAUUAGGAACUUAGCAAUGUUAAUUGUUAUAAUGGAUGGAUGCUUGCACGCAUGCAUGAAAUCCUCAUCUUGACUUUUUGACAGCUUUUGAAUUAUUGAUUAGCCCUUUAUUCUUGAAUAUCCUUUCUCCAGUGGAUUUUGUAUCAAAUCAGAGGUCAGUUGCAGACAACAGAAACCACCACAGUAUUUUCAGCAGAGGGGGAUUUAAACACUGUUAAAAUUGUUGGAAGGACUGAAGAGCAUGCUCUAGACUGGGAUGACUCCCGGAUCACAGCAGAUAGGACCCACUAGGAGAGCUACUACCUCUCCCACUCAGGAAGAUGAGAAUUCAGGAAGCCACCCCUGGAACCACUGAACAUAUUGCCUUUGCUGAGAUCCAGAGAUCAGGAAGCCACCACAACUGAACUUUCUCCUAGAGCCACACAAGCAAAACAUGGAUUCCCAGGCCUUUGCCUCUCGUCCCUCGGGAAGCUGAUGCGGGAAUGCUGAACACUGGCCAGGAAGGGCAGAGGGAGCCAACAGUCCCAUGACCUUCUUGCCAGCAGAAGCAGCCCCAAAGUGCUAUCUACAUCUUUCAAGCCUCACUCACAUCACCCGAUUCUCAGAACCUGCAUCACAUCCAGACCCUCUGGUUGCAAGGAAACCUGGGAAAUGUAGUUUUCAGUCUUAACACUGCAGAAAGACAUCCUAGACUCAUGGUGGAUUGGAUGUUAAGACAGCCCCCAGAGAUGAAUGGAUAAAGAAGAUGUGGCACAUAUAUACAAUGGAAUAUUACUCGGCCAUAAAAAGGAACGAAACUUGAGUUAUUUGUAGUGAGGUGGAUGGACCUAGAGUCUGUCAUACAGAGUGAAGUUAAGUCAGAAAGAGAAAAACAAAUACCGUAUGCUAACACAUAUAUAUGGAAUCUAAAAAAAAGAAAGAAAGAAAAUGGUCAGAAGAACCUAGGGGCAAGACGGGAAUAAAGAUGCAGACCUACUAGAGAAUGGACUUGAGGAUACGAGGAGGGGGAAGGGUAAGCUGGGACAAAGUGAGAGAGUGGCCUGGACAUAUAUACACUACCAAACAUAAAAUAGAUAGCUAGUGGGAAGCAGCCGCAUAGCACAGGGAGAUCAGCUCGGUG